CUUAUAUUCCCUGCUCCUGCCCUCAGCCAUAUUGAAACUGCACUUUCCUACAUUGGCUGCUCGGGAAGGCGGCAGAACUUAAAACGGUCGCUUUAUUGUAUUUGGAAUUUAAAUAUUUUGCCCGCAGGAAAAGUUACCAGUGAUUGUUGGACUCUUGGCUUCUACAGCCGUUUGUCGGUUGCGUUGAGGCAUCUGAAAGAUGGUGGACCGCUUGGCGAACAGCGAGGCCAACUCUAAACGCAUUGCAGUCGUUGAAGCCUGCUUCGGCACGGCAGGCCAACCUCUGGCUAUUCCAGGUCGUGUGCUCAUCGGAGAGGGCGUCCUCACAAAGCUGUGCCGCAAAAAGCCCAAAGCUCGGCAGUUCUUUCUCUUCAACGACAUCCUGGUGUAUGGCAACAUCGUUAUCCAGAAGAAAAAGUACAAUAAGCAACACAUAAUCCCUUUAGAGAGCGUCACCAUAGACACCGUAGAGGAUGAGGGCGAACUGCGCAACGGCUGGCUCAUUAAAACGCCAACCAAAUCAUUUGCCGUCUACGCCGCUACGGCAACGGAGAAAUCCGAGUGGAUGAGCCACAUUAGCAAGUGCGUCUCGGACCUGCUAGAAAAAAGCGGGAAAUCUCCCACCGGGGAGCACGCGGCAGUGUGGGUCCCUGACUCGGAGGCGUCCAUAUGCAUGCGAUGCCAAAAGGUGAAAUUCACGCCAGUCAGCAGACGCCACCACUGCAGGAAGUGCGGAUUUGUUGUGUGUGGCCCCUGUUCGGAAAAGAAGUUCCUGCUUCCCAGUCAGUCAUCCAAACCAGUGCGUGUGUGUGAGUUCUGUUACAAACAACUCUCAACGGGCGCCACCCUGCCCCCACGCUCGGACUCCUACAGUCGGCACGGCCCUGAGUUCUCCACCAACAACAUAUCUGAUGACGAAGAUGAGGAUGAUAGCAGUGACUGAGGGCGUCAGUCUGCCUGCCCACUUUUAGGACUAAUGACAAUCCACAGAUCCCAAUAUUAUAGUUUCUCUCAUUUUCUUUCAGGGUUUGCAAAGGUUUUUCCAACCAUUUUAUUCCUGUGGCAAUAAUACUCUUGAAGCAAACCAGUAAACGUACCCUAAACCAUUAAAAGCCCUGUGCAUAUGAACAAAAGGUUUGAUUGGAAUUGUUGUAGUUCCUCUGUAUUUCUGAACACUACUUGCAGGCUUGCUUUACUUUUUGAUUCAAGGCACCUCUCACUCUCAUAGUUUUAGCCUCUUAAAUGUAGAUUUAUUUCGGUAACACUUUACAAUAAGGUUCUAUUUGUUUACAUUAGUUAAUUUAUUAGGGAUCAUGAACUAACAAUGAACAAUAUUUUUAUUAGCAUUUAUUAAUCUUGUUUAAUGUUAAUUUAUAGAAAAUAAAAUUAUUUAUUGUUAGUUCAUGUUCAUAAUGCAUUAAGGUAUAAAAUUUUAAAACUGUAUUACUAUAUGUUGAAAUGACCAUUAACCAAGAUUAAGAAGUGCUGUAAAAGUAUUGUUCAUUCUUAGUAAUGUUAACUAAUGUUAACAAAUAAAACUUUAUUGUAAAGUAAUACCUUUAUCUCUUUAGAUUGUAUCUGUAGAUUAUUCUGUUCCUCUGGACUUAUUUCAAAUAGCUGUCUUAUCUAGAAAUAAGCUAGCUAUUUGAACUAAAGAGAAAUGCAUUCAGAUUAUCAGAAUAGUUUAUAAGAACAUCGUAUGCCCUUAAUUCUACUAUGUCCUGAAUACUGAGAAUCUUCACUAACAUUUCUUUAGAUAGCUCUUCUCUCACCCCCUUUUCCUUGUUGAUCUGUUUUCAUUCUUAUUUGCUACCCUUUUACCCUAAACUACCCUUUAGUUUUGUCUUCUACUAUGCUGCUAUCCGCUAGAGUAGAGAACGUUAGGUGAUGUGAUCGCAGACUGUUCAAAGAUGUUCGUUCACUGCACAAACCCUCAGGUGAAGCCAUGUAGCGCAUUAUAACUAGUUUUGCAACAGGUUCAGUUGUUUUACACAAGGAGCUGCAUUUAUUGCAACUUACCACUAACAAACCAUGAAAGUGUGUGUUCUGGAGAAGGUCUCCAGAUUAAAUUCCUGUCUGUUACUCGCUUUAGUCGGUAGACUGUUUCCAGUAAUUGCAAAUGAGAAUACAGAUAGAACCUCUUGUAAGCUUGUAAAUGUGUAUAUAAUGCUGCGAGGAGUAAGUCUAUUGCAAAAUUCAUCUGACAAGGUCGCUGCUGCCUCAGUGCCUUCUUAAUUAUUUAUCCUCAGGAAGUAGAUCCAGGUGAAGCAGUUUAUUGACUCUUGUCUCUUCUGUAUUGAUCCCUGUGUUUAAGACCUGGCUUCAAUUGAUGGCACAUCAUAAGUAUGGAUUUAUUGACAUACCCUGUCUAAAUGCACAUGGGUCCAAUUUAAUGAUUUUCUUUUUAUUUUUUUUUUGAUAUACCACAUUUUUCUGUGUUUCUGUGUUGUGACUGCAGUUUUGAUCAAAACUAGACAAGAUGUACAGAUGUGUUUCUAGUGAAUAUAGUUCAAAUGAUUACAUUGGCUCAGUCCAAAUGGCUUUUGGACAGUCUGAUGAUACCAGUUGUCUGAUUAUGGCCUGAGAUUGUUUCCGGGUCGUCAUGCAAGAGUUUGUGACAGCAGUGGUCUUGCUUACUCAUGAUGUUGCAUCAGUACCCCACGAGUUCUGAACUACACUGGUAACUCACUCCAGCCCUGACUUAAACUCUACAGAAAGCUAGCAUGCAGCCCACAGGAACUGGGAAGUGCACGUCACUAAGGCGAAGGACGCCCUAUCCGUUCUCCGUGCUCUCUCAUUGGAAUCUUUGUGUUGGCAAUGUCACAUGCCUGACGGUCAAUUCUACACUUGUUGAACAGGAAUUGAAAGCAUUAUGAGGAAGUGACUGCCACACAGCCUGCUUUUGAUUCAAGGCUGUUUUUAUACAAGAAAACCUGCACUAACAGCUUUCCAAGUGGUGGUUUUAUUAAUGACCGUGUCGGAAGACUGUUUAAGAGACAUGACUGAAAACGUUUCAUUAACGAUCUGAGUUUACUCCUUCCUGCCAAGUUUACAGUUGAUUUUGUUCAAGUCAAGUCAAGCUGGUGAAAGAAUCAUCUAUACUGCUAGAGAACCUUGUGUCUCAGUAAUUAAUAUUUGAUCACCUGUGAAGAUGGCAUAUGUUGUUUGUUAGAUUAACAAAGCUGACACUUAAAAGGGAUAUUUAAUUAACCUUGCUUUGGCUAAAGGCCAAAGUUCACUUUGGUUUUCCACGUGCCGGUACGCCUCGCGCACAUUGCACUGACGCAAAUUUAAUCAACAGCACAGUACUACACACGAAGACAGUCCACUUCUUUGUGCAUUGUUGACGCAUACACCUGCCAUUGACUGUGCUAACAGUGUAUCACAAAGCAGUCUAAGUACACAUGCAGCGAAAUGCGUCCGUAUGGGCUCACGGUCAAAAGAGUAUACUUUGAGAGGCCAAGUGCUCGACCCAGCGCGAGACGGAAUGGCACGCGGAAAAACAGAGUAUAACCUAGUCCUGAUUCUUCAUAGACAGUCGCAAUAACAUAGACAUAUGCAAUGACAGAUAAAUGAAAAGCAUUUUUUGCUUUUGCAAAUAGAAAGACUUAUUUGUGAUUUAGAAGUAGGAUUACAGUGAUUUAUCUCAAGGUAAUCUAAUCUUGCUUUUGGAAUACAACCAUAGCUUCCAGAACAAUGUUUGAUUUAAUAAAUGGUUUUAAUUGUUUCCAACUUUAACCUGAUGAUAUUCUGAGAUAUUUUUUGUUUGUUUUAAUUAUGCUUAUGUUGUUAUCUGAAAUGAUUGCUUUGUUUUAAUUUUGCAUAUGUUAUAAACUUUGUACAGUUUUUAUAUAUAUAUAUAUAUAAUUACACACACACACUUAGUUGGGCUUGCAGGUUUUUUUUUUUUUUUUUCAUAGUGUUCAUGUGUGUGUGUUUCCUGAACACCUCUGGAUCAGAUACCAGCAAUUUAUUCUCUCUGCAAACCACAAGAGGGGGGAGGGGCUUGCGUAGGAUGUGGGCAGGGAAUACUACAUCUUCACACACAGGAGGAGCCUCUGUGUGGGCUGUAACUAAUCAUAACAGUCUGGCUGCAAAUGCAAGAGAAUUUGUGAUUCUUUUUCAAAGGUUGAGCAAAACUUAAGAGAUCAUCAGUUUGCACUCACAUGGCACAAGUGGCAACCGAUAAAGCAGAGAGUGGAGGGUCAACAUAAUUUGCAAUUACUUUCUAUUUGUUUCUUUAUCUGGUUUGAUUUCUUAAAGAUUUGUGUAAUUUAUGGUUUUCUCUUUGGAUGGAUUUUGGGGAUUUUUUUAAUUCUCAUUGAAAAUUUUGAAAGGGCUGAAAACUGUAAUCUAUAAUAUAAUUAUUGAGAGAUGAAUUUUUAGGGAAAUAUAUUCAUAGCUUAAACUCUUGCGUCUUGUCAUUUACCAAAUCUUACACCGCAAAGUAUCAAUGGCUCCGUCUCAGCAGUACUAAUGACACUAGAAGUAGGACUUCG
This is a messenger RNA of Myxocyprinus asiaticus (Chinese sucker), 4499 nucleotides long. RefSeq names its product pleckstrin homology domain-containing family F member 2. The transcript has 2 exons. The record is from RefSeq and is a predicted model, not a curated record. Gene Ontology annotation, molecular function: phosphatidylinositol binding; metal ion binding. NCBI's taxonomy places the organism in Eukaryota, Metazoa, Chordata, Actinopteri, Cypriniformes, Catostomidae. Bases 200 to 943 code for a protein of 247 amino acids.